UGUUUAAUUGUUCAACGGGGCACUUCUAAUUUCAAAGUAUCUUCUAUUUAUCGGUUAUAUUGAAAAUACGCUAACUGUCAAUUUUCAUACAAUUUUUACAAUUGUAAGAAGUUGAGGCGUUCCGGUCGCUAAUGACCACCGUGGCGCCACAGGAAAAACCAUGGCCGGUCGUAUAUGACCAACAUGGCAGUCAAAGUGUUAAGCUAAUCGUUCGAUCGUGAAUAAUAUUUUCAAUCUGUCUUGAAACCGUCUGGUCGCGUGAGGUCAUCGGAAUCGUGUGACUACAUCGAAGUAGCUACGUUUAAUUCGUGCCAUAGUAAUAUAUUCGUGGCUACUAUAAUAGUCGCGUUGUAAAUGAAGUCAGUGCGGAAGUUGCGCAUCGAUACUGCACUUAGAUCCUGAACCGAACCGGUUGUCGCUGCAGAUAGCGAUAAAGGAACAUGGUUGCACGGUAUGGCUGACGCUCGGUUUUUUCCCCCGGACACGCUAAAAACCUCGUCGAUAAGCAUGGCGUGUAAACCUACGACCGUUACCACCGUUUCUUGCGUGAACGCUGUUCGAUACGGAAUUCGUUGAAAAAAUUCACUCGAUCGGCGAUUCUUUCUCCGCUCGAUCAUAAAAUACAAAGCUGGAAAUUAUCGGAGGAUCGAGGGCGCUUCUGACACUGCCCGCGCGAACACAAGCUUCAGCGCGUCAAACCAUGGCGGCAAUUGCUAGCCACAAUUCGUUACGCGUCACGUGUACAUUUUUAAAGGUGGCGUGCGCGAUUGCGAGACUAAUUGAGGCCUUGAUACCGCCAGGAAUUACCUGCACUUUCUGGGGGAACUCGUUUCUUUCCACGGAACGUAGUAUGGAUUUACCCUGCGGCUUCCACGCUGCUCGUGUCGCUCCUUUCAGUUCCAACUUUUGUUUUCUGCUCUUCAGCAGAAAUUCCACACUUCCGUUCGGAAAUACCGAUGGUUCGCGCGAUCUGCAUUUUCAACAGGGACUAUAAAUUCACUGAUUCACGGCGCACGUCCAAUUAGGAUCGAGGGUAACGAUGAAAGAUCGGCUUUAACAGAAGCUGCUUCGUUAUGGAUUCACGGCGGUUUCUUUGGCCGCCAAGCGACUGGUAGGCGGAGCCAAGUGAGCGGAGCACGUGGCGCGCGUGGUACGCUGCCUCGAAGAACUGGACGUGCCGCAGUUACCUUUCGACCUGUCAACAAUAGACGUAGCGCGUCGCACGCGCCACGCCACUCAUUUUCUUCCACGCUUCGACCGCGAAAACACUGCCGCCACGUUCGUGUGCAAAGAAAGUAAAACUUUCAAUCGACACAGUGCUCCGUUUUCUUUUCCCUCGUCGUUUAAACCGUGCGUUUGUUUCAUCGCCGAAAAGUGCACCGAGUUCCAUCGAGAAAGAUGGAAACUUACAUUUGCGCUGGUGGUUCCGAAAAAUACUGAGACGGUGUUCGAUUUCAUAGUGACGUGACGAAUUGUCCAGCAGCUUUAGACGAGGCGGGUAGUGGAUCCGAGUGAGGAGCGGAACGAUCGAAAGUGAGAGGUCGAGUCGAGGCGAAUCAACCGACAAUUCUUCGUGACCAUGGCUGGCCGCGUCGUUUCGAGUUAUAUCGCGGAAAGAACUUGCAUCGAACAGUGCGACUUCCGAUCGAAUAUCGUCGCGAGUUAGAAUCUACUCGCUUUCGAUUCGGUGAUCUUGAAAACAUCGAAAGCGAUAAAUAACCGCUCAACGUGUCCUACUGUUUGCCACGCAAGUGGCCGUAGAAACAGUAGAAAUAUGUUUCGUUCGGGUAUCACGUUUCCGCGACAAGUUUUCUGCGAAACGAUGAGCUGUUCGUUCGAAAUGUUAUUCGUCAGAGCCACGGCGAAAGUGUGUGCUGUAGUGUCGUACGGAGUAUCGAUUACCAUUUCUGGAGUAGCUGGAACGAUAAUAGAGGCAUAAAUAUUACUCGAACAUUGCGGUCUGCCGCUUUAGCCUCUGACGUCACGCUCUCCGGUCCAGCGAGUCGGUGUCGUCCUUACACAAAUUUUUCAAAGAUUUUCGCAUCAAUCGUCGAUCGCACGCAGUGAAAAGUGGUUGGUCGAGUGUGUUUAGUGAAUUGUAGCUUGGACGCAAUUGCAUCCGAUCUGACGUUCGAUUACUUUACUUUCUUCGCGAAAAAGGCUUUGGUUUUGAGUUGCGUUGCGUUAAUUUUUUGUAAUUAAAUAAUAAUUACAAAUUAAUUGAUAAUUAGGUUUCUAGUCGCGGUAACGAGGUGGUGUGGCGGUUCAGUGGUUUCUUUGUCGGGAAGUUGCUCCUGGCUGAUUUUUUGCCGACGAUCAGGCACGUUCGAGCUACGCCUCCAAAGGAAUAGAAUUUCCACUCUCGAGUACCUGUGUAUAAACAACGGGAUGUCGUGAUCGUUAAGAGUCGCGAGAGCAUCGCUUUGAAUGGAGUACUCGUUAAGCGUGAAAACGAGAGAAGGUCCGCCAACGACUCGAACUUUCCUAUUGCGGGAUACUCCCGUUAACCUCUUAGGUACAACGCGCCACAAUAGUGGCUUUCGCGGAUGUCAUCUUAUAUUACGACGCGCCACUAUGGUGGCUCACUCUACUAGCUCAUUCGCUCACCGUUUCAACUAAAUGAUCUUUUUCAAUUGUUUCGCUUCGCACUCUUUUGUGCUCUCGCAACGUUCUAUGACAAUGUUAACGAUAUACAGGCAGAAUAUAUAGUCUUUGUUUUUGCCAGUGUCAGAUAUCAAUUUUUUGCGUUAAAAUAAACGUACUAUUAUUAGAUGCUCUUUUUAACAUACCGAUCCGUCUCCUUCUAAUUUCGUAGAAUCUUCAAGCUGAAAAUAUCGCUUGGAAAUAGAAAACGAAGAGCAAUUUGAAAAACACUAUCGCGCUAUGAGCGUGAAAAUUGUGACGUGUAUGUGGUGCUUUAAAAUAUAUCACACUCGAUUGUAUUAUCGAUUAUUAAAGUAAAUUAUUCAAGUUCAAGUAUACGCAUCGUAUCUUUACGAAGAAGUAUAAUUUAAUUACCAAAAACUUCGUUCCAAUGUGCUCGCGUAAGCAACACCAUGAUCCGUCACACGUUGCAGUGCCGUAUCGUUUACGCGUGACGUGAUGUGAUGCUUUAAAAUAUAUUACACUCGAUUGUACUAUCAAUUAUUAAAGUAAAUUAUUCAAGUUCAAGUAUACGCAUCGUAUCUUUACGAAAAAGUAUAAUUUAAUUACCAAAAACUUCGUUCCAAUGUGCUCGCGUAGGCAACACCAUGAUCCGUCACACGUUGCAGUGCCGUAUCGUUUACGCGUGACGUGAUGUGAUGCUUUAAAAUAUAUUACACUCGAUUGUACUAUCAAUUAUUAAAGUAAAUUAUUCAAGUUCAAGUAUACGCAUCGUAUCUUUACGGAAAAUUAUAAUUUAAUUAUCAAAAACUUCGUUCCAAUGUGCUCGCGUAGGCAACACCAUGAUCCGUCACGCGUUGCAGUGCCGUAUCGUUUACGGGUGAAACUCUGCCGUACAAAGAAACGGCCCAUGCAAAAUUCAGUACCUAAGAGGUUAACGAACGUCACCUCUCGUCAUUUGUUCAAGAUCGUGACAUUUUUCGUACACCAACCUCGGCAAUAUUACUCGAACUGUACCAGUGCGGAUAGUUGCAUACGUCGUUGGAGAGAAACGAUGGUCGUUGUUCGCCGAUAUUGUAACUUCGUUUUGCAUUCGGUGGAAGGGCAGAAAAAUAUGGUAACGGAAAUGAAGUAAAGAAAAGUUUUCGCCAGAUACACAGAGAAUGCGAGACUAGCGGAUCUCGGACACGCGGUGCUGCUUCUUCCUUAACGGAGAACUCAAUCCCCUUAAGUAACUUCCUUUCAACUCGACUACUACGCUUAGUUCGCAAAAAAAAAAAAAAAGAAAAAAAAGAAAUCCUUCUUGCAGAAAGCUUGCAACGAAAGUUUCUUUGUAACUCACCGGCGUUAAGAGAUACCAUUACUUUUUAUUCGACGAAACGAAUCGACGAUAGAUGUUGCACGUUCGUCUGCCUUACGACCAUCUGCGAUUCGCCAACCUAAGGUGACGUUCGUGCUGUCGAGCAGUUGGCGGUUUCUCGUGUACGAACCAAUUCCUAUUCAGUGUAAUCGUAACGAAGAAUGUGUGAAAGAAAAGACGAAACGGUAAAGUGAUAGAAGAUUAAAAAAAAAAAAAUAAAUAAGUUGAGUCGAGGAAGGUGUGAAAGUACAGGCGAUCGGCGAUAAGCGAAGGGGAUGCGCGACCUUGGUCGAUGCUGGUCUCGAGGAUUAUUUUAAAAGAGGGACAAGGCCACUUAUGGAGCGGCACGACGAGCGGUUCCUACGGCUGAGAACGAAACGGGCAGACGGUCGAUCGGGAAGCGGGGCUGAAAAUAGAGAGCGCCAGGCUUCACGGAGAUACGACAUGACACCGGACACGGAUCAUCCACGCUCGUAGCUUCGGCGAGGUAUUAUGAAACUGGAAUGGCCAUCGAGUUCUCUGUUGCCCGUGGAGAUUGAGGUAUGGCCGCGGUAGCCGGCAUCUAUGGCUUCUCAGAGGACCGACACGUCAGAUAUUCCGAGCAUCGGCAGCAUCCAUCGCUGCCGAAACUCAGCAGCCAGGACGAGGAUGGGCCGAACCCACACACCCAAUACACAGGCGUCACGCAGUUCGAGCCCAUACCGCACGAUCAUGACUUUUGCGAGAGGGUCGUCAUUAACGUGAGCGGGCUACGGUUUGAGACGCAGCUGCGUACGCUGAACCAAUUUCCGGACACGCUGCUUGGCGAUCCGCAUCGGCGGAUCCGAUACUUCGAUCCGCUUCGCAACGAGUACUUCUUCGACCGGAAUCGGCCCUCCUUUGACGCGAUACUUUACUACUACCAGAGCGGUGGCAGGCUGCGUCGCCCGGUCAACGUUCCUCUCGAUGUCUUCUCCGAGGAAAUCAAGUUCUACGAACUGGGCGAGCUGGCCACCAACAAGUUCAGGGAGGACGAGGGCUUCAUCAAGGAAGAGGAGAAGCCGCUGCCAUCGCAUGAGUUGCAGAGGAAGGUUUGGCUGUUGUUCGAGUACCCGGAAAGCUCGCAAGGCGCCCGGGUAGUCGCCAUAAUAUCCGUGAUCGUGAUCCUCCUGUCGAUCGUGAUAUUCUGCCUGGAGACCCUGCCGGAAUUCAAACACUACAAGGUCUUCAACACGACAACGAACGGCACGAAGAUCGAGGAGGACGAAGUGCCGGACAUUACCGACCCGUUCUUCCUAAUAGAGACUAUUUGUAUCAUCUGGUUCACGUUCGAGUUAUCGGUGCGCUUCCUCGCCUGUCCAAAUAAACUGAACUUCUUCCGUGACGUAAUGAAUUUCAUCGAUAUCAUCGCCAUCAUUCCGUAUUUUAUCACGCUCGGUACCGUGAUGGCCGAGGAGGAGGAGGCGCCUGAUGAACCAAAGGCGCCGGUAAGCCCGCAGGACAAGAGUACGAACCAGGCGAUGUCCCUGGCGAUACUCAGGGUGAUCAGGCUCGUCAGGGUGUUCCGGAUAUUCAAGCUGUCCAGGCACAGUAAAGGCCUUCAGAUCCUCGGUCGUACGCUCAAGGCCUCCAUGAGGGAGCUCGGCUUGCUCAUCUUUUUCCUCUUCAUCGGUGUGGUGCUAUUCUCAUCGGCGGUAUACUUCGCGGAGGCCGGCUCCGAGAAUUCGUUCUUCAAGUCCAUUCCGGACGCGUUCUGGUGGGCCGUUGUCACGAUGACGACCGUGGGCUAUGGUGACAUGACGCCCGUCGGAGUUUGGGGAAAAAUUGUGGGCUCUCUGUGCGCGAUCGCUGGUGUGUUGACAAUCGCCCUGCCUGUUCCCGUCAUCGUCUCCAACUUCAACUACUUCUACCAUCGUGAGACUGACCAGGAAGAGAUGCAGUCGCAGAACUUCAAUCACGUGACCAGCUGCCCGUAUCUCCCUGGUCAACACUUGAAGAAGAGCUCGAUGUCGGAAUCGUCGUCGGAGAUAAUGGAGCUGGAAGAGGGCAUACUGCUCACUCAUCCUGAGAUUACGAAGAAGCCCAAUUGCAACCCUCGCCAUAAUAACAAUAUUAAUCCAGCCUGUAUGAGCAUCGAGACUGACGUCUGACUACUAGUGAAGGAGACGGUGGCAACGUGGUGGCCAAUGCUGGAACGGUUAUCGAGAAACAGCUGCAGCUUGCUACGGUGCCUGACGUAGGCCUCCUUCACACGUCGUCGUAGUCGCGCUAGCUGCGAGCGCUAGCGAUAGCGCGUGUACGCGUGCGCGCUGGCUGUUGGAUUGCACGCGGCUGCGCAUGCGCGCACGUGCGCGCCAACCCGCCGUCUGUCCAUAGUCUGUCAAUACGAGGGGUGCUUCCAAUCCAUUACCACGUGUCAACGAGAGAUAAGAAAGGACGAGAAAUAACGGAGAAAUUUAACGACCAAGAAUCGGCUGACUAAUACGGCUGCCACGUAAUUUCUUCCAUCGGCGUAGCGCGAAAAUCGAAGAUACCCGUCGGCGGAACAAGAGAAAGAUAAGAGAGAAACGUGACAAGGCAAGGAGGGAAGAGAAAGGGAAAAUGUGGAGGAGCGAGUUUAAACGAGUAUCUGUAGGCGUAACGAUGAAAGGCCGUGACAAGGGUGGAAAAGCGGUGAACGAGGAAACUGAUGGCGAUAGUUUUGAGGAGGAACCGUGCGUGGAGAACGAGAGGACAGCCGUUUCGGAGGUGUUCACGAUACACACGCACCCCGCGUAGGGACCUACGUGCUAAUAAGGGGAUGGAGCAGGAUAUUUCAGUCGCGCGUCCACUCCCCACACCACCGACUCCAGUGUUCAAUACAAAUGGUAACAAAUAAAUAAAAAGUAACAAAUAAACGGUAUAAAUGAAACGAAGGGAAGAGAAUUAAGUCGCGGCGGCUUCGCGAAUUAAGAAAGAAAAAAGAAAAAAAAAGGAAAAAAAAGAAAAAAAAUACAUAAGAGAACGUGGUCGAGCCCUUGCCUCCUGCGAUGUUCGCGUACGCGCCAUGCCAGCAUGGCGGAUCGAAGGGGGAUCGGCCGGCAACGAAACCAGGGGAAUCGUACCAGAUAAUACUAAUUAAUUAUAUUAUCGAUGUAAUUAUAUCGAGUACACGUAGGCGAAGGUACGCUAAACAAGCAGAACAAGUAAAUAAAUAAAA
Molecule: messenger RNA, 7142 nt
Organism: Bombus huntii
Lineage: Eukaryota; Metazoa; Arthropoda; Insecta; Hymenoptera; Apidae
Gene: shaker
Product: potassium voltage-gated channel protein Shaker
Exons: 9
Coding region: 4507-6093 (528 amino acids)
Biological process (GO): potassium ion transmembrane transport; protein homooligomerization
Cellular component (GO): membrane; voltage-gated potassium channel complex
Molecular function (GO): delayed rectifier potassium channel activity; protein binding
Source: RefSeq, a predicted model, not a curated record